Messenger RNA from Coregonus sp. 'balchen', 1782 nucleotides. NCBI's taxonomy places the organism in Eukaryota, Metazoa, Chordata, Actinopteri, Salmoniformes, Salmonidae. The record is from the annotation of a GenBank genome assembly.
AUGUUCGGUUUGUUGUGCCGUGUUGUGUUUGGUUUGGGGUUGUGGAGUGAAAGGUUCUGGUGUGUCUGGUGCCCUGUGUGUGUUUUGUGCUGUGUCUGUGUGUGGUGUGUGGUUUUGUCUGGUGUUGUGUUUGUGUUUGUGUGUUGUGUGGGGGUGUGUGGUGUUGUGUGUGUUGUGUGUCUGUGUUGUGUCUGUGUGUGUUGUGUGUUGUGGUGUUGUGUGUUGUGUGUGUUUUGUGUUGUGUUCCUUUUGUGUGUUUCGUGUCUUGUGUGGUGUUGUUGUUGUGUUUGUUGUGUUUUUUUUUGUUUGUUUGUGUGUUUUGUGUGUUGUUUUUGUGUUUGUGUUUUUGUUGUUUUGUUGUUUUUGUGGUUUGUUGUGUCUUGUGUGUGUUGUUUGUUUCUUUUGUUUUGUGUUUUGUGUGGUGUGUUGUUUUUGUUUUUUUUUUUGUUGUUGUUUUUUUGUUGUGGUGUUGUGUGUUUGUUUUUGUUUGUUGGGUGUGUGUUGUGUGUUGUGUUUGUGUUGUUGUUUUGUUUUUUUUUUUUUUGGUUUUUGUUUUUUUUUUUUUGUGUGGUGUGUUUUGUGUGUGUUUUUUUGGUUUGUUUGUCUUUUGUGUUGUUGUGUUUUUGUGGUGGUGUGGGUUGUGUGUGGUUUGUUGGGGGUCUGUGUGUGUGUGUUUUGUUUGUUGUGUUGUGUGUGGUAUGUGUCUUUUUCUGUGUGUGUGUGUGUGUGUGUGUGUGUGUCUCCUGUGUGUGUGUCUGUGUGUGUGUGUUGUGUCCGUGUGUGUCUGUGUGUGUGUGUGUGUGUGUGUCUGUUGUGUGUGUGUGUGUGUGUGUCUGUGUGUGUGUGUGUGUUGUGUGUCUGUGUCUGUCUGUGGUGUGUGUGUGUGUGUGUGUGUGUUGUGUGUGUGUGUGUGUGUGUUGUGUUUGUGUUGUGUGAUUGUGUGGUGUGGUGUGUGUUUUGUGUGUGUGUGUCUGUGUUCUGUUUGUGUGUUGUGUGUGUGUGUGUGUGUAAACUUGUCUGAAACAUUCAUAUCUUCAAUUCUGAAAAACAUGGUAACAGCGUUUUGGGUUAGGGUUAAGACCUAUUUGACAUGAAGGGGAAGGUCUCUCGGAAACAUUCCUGGCACAUCACGGGAACAUUCCUAUCUUAAGGUUAUUGAUGACCUAAUGACACUCUUAAGGGAAUGUUCUUUAAAGUAGUGGGAACGUUUGUUUUUAGCUGGGUGGUGACUGCAGGUAUAACAUAAAUAGUUGGGUGAACCAGGCUGGCAUGAUGGUGGAUGUUGUUGCCUGAGAGCUGAAGACUCUGUUGUUUCUGUUCUGUCUGAAUGUGUCCUCCUGGUUACUGAUUCCAAGACUGUUGUUUCUGUUCUGUCUGAAUGUGUCCUCCUGGUUACUGAUUCCGAGACUGUUGUUUCUGUUCUGUCUGAAUGUGUCCUCCUGGUUACUGAUUCCGAGACUGUUGUUUCUGUUCUGUCCCCCAGGAGUGUUGUGUCAGCAGAGAGGAGACCUGAGGCUGUGUGGUGGGGCCAUCCAUGUUGCCGUCCUCCCACUAUCACUCCCUCCACCCUAUCCUCCUCUCCUCUUCCUCCUCUUCCUCCGCCUGCUGCAGAGAGCGUCCCAGCUCCCACUCUCCUCUCUCCCCACCUGCCGUCCUGCAUCUCUGAGUCCCUGCUCCCCCACACAACAACCCCACAGCACUCCUCGCCCCUUGCCCCUGCCUCCCCCCCUCCCCCUGCCUGACCCCUGCCCCUGCCCCUGCCUCCCCCCUGCCCCUGCCUGA